Molecule: messenger RNA, 475 nt
Organism: Lampris incognitus (smalleye Pacific opah)
Lineage: Eukaryota; Metazoa; Chordata; Actinopteri; Lampriformes; Lampridae
Gene: rpl22
Product: ribosomal protein L22
Exons: 4
Coding region: 35-427 (130 amino acids)
Biological process (GO): cytoplasmic translation
Cellular component (GO): ribosome
Molecular function (GO): RNA binding; structural constituent of ribosome
Source: RefSeq, a predicted model, not a curated record
CUUUCCUCCUUCCUUUCUGCCAAUUUUGUCCGUCAUGGCUCCGAUUAAAAAGCCAGUGGUCAAGAAGCAGGGUGGUAAGAAGAAGAAACAGAUCCUCAAGUUCACCCUGGACUGCACUCACCCUGUCGAGGAUGGCAUCAUGGAUGCUGCUAACUUUGAGCAGUUCCUACAGGAGCGCAUUAAAGUGAAUGGAAAAGCUGGAAACCUGGGCGGUGGUGUGGUGUCCAUCGAGAGAAGCAAGAGCAAAAUUGCUGUGAACUCCGAGGUUCCUUUUUCCAAGAGGUACUUGAAGUAUCUCACCAAGAAAUAUCUGAAAAAGAACAACCUGAGAGACUGGCUGCGUGUAGUAGCCAACACCAAGGAGAGCUACGAGCUGCGCUACUUCCAGAUCAACCAGGACGAGGAAGAGGAAGAGGAUGACGAUUAAACUUUACACCACUUUUAAUAAAAUGUUGGAAGGGGAAAGAAAAAAAAA